AUCAUUUCUACGAACCUAAAAAUUCCCAAGUGCUCUCACCAACUCUUAUCCAUUUCUCCAAUAUAAAUAACAUACUCAACCCUAUUCUCUUCAAAAAAACAUUAGUGUUACAACAAAACAUUUCAUUUUUGACAAAUUCAAAAUUUCAAACUACCAACUAAAAUGGCAAUUAUUCUUGAGGAUGAAGCCCCUAUUCAUGGAGAUGUAUUAGAAACUAUUCUUUCACAUGUGCCACUUGUCGACUUAGUUCCUUCUUCGUGCGUUUCAAAAUCAUGGAAUCGAGCCGUUACUUCUUCUCUCAAAUGCUUCAACAAGCCGAAGCCUUGGCUAAUUAUCCACACUCAAUGCACUCGCUCACCUUAUGACAUUUCGGUACAUGGUUACGACCCUCGCUCGAAUGUCUGGGUCGAGAUAUCUCAACCAUCUAUUAAGUAUGUCUCCGCACUCCGAUCAUCUCAUUCGAAUUUACUCUACAUGCUUUCUCCAUCGAAGCUAUCGUUCUCACACGACGCGAUGAAUCUCACGUGGCAUCACGUGGAUGCACCGCGCGUGUGGAGAACCGAUCCUAUCGUGGGUUAUGUAGGUGGCUCAAUCGUUAUAGCCGGUGGCACGUGCGACUUUGAAGAUGAUCCAUUAGCUGUGGAAAUUUACAAUAACGAAACGAACACUUGGGAAACGUGUGAAUCAAUGCCGGCGAUACUCAAAGACUCUGCGGCGUCUACAUGGCUGUCAAUCGCUACCACCGGAGAUAAACUCGUCGUCGCCGAGAAAUUCACCGGAGUUACUUACUGUUUCGAUCCGAAAACUAAGAAUUGGUCAGGUCCGUAUGAGUUAAGGCCAGAUCCACGUAUUUUUCACUCGAUUAUCGGGUUCGCGAACAACCGAUUGAUCCUGAUUGGAAUGAUCGGAGACUCUGAAAAUGUGGCCGGAGUUAAAAUUUGGAAAGUGAAUACGGAGAAUUUUGAGUGUGAGGAAUUGGGGGAAAUGCCGGCGGCGUUGAUUCAGAAGGUUAAGAGUGAAACAUAUGGAGUUUCUUCGAUUAGUGUUUGUUUAGCUGGAGAUUAUGCGUACAUGAGCAAGUCGUCGGAGAUGGCGGAGGAGAUAGUAGGUUGUGAGUUCAAAAACGACGGCGGAUUACGGUGGUGGAGCAUGAAAAACGAGGCUGCGGGUGACGGAAAUAGAUCGCAGAGAGUGGUGUUUAGUUGUUCUGUUAUUGGGUUAGGUGAUUUGCAACGAGCUAUGUUAUUGGAAAAUCGGAAAUUUACUGUGAAAUUGUGAAGAAAAAAAAAUGAGGCAUGGACAAAAUAUUUAUUUUUUUAUUUUUAUGUAAUUGUUAUCUUUUUUUUUUAAAAAAAAUGUCGGUACCAAGUACCAACUAUUGUUGAUUAUUAAUUAAAUUAAAGAGGAGUGUUUGAUCAUUUGGUUAAGUUACCAACAACGAAA
Messenger RNA from Solanum tuberosum (potato), 1443 nucleotides. Its product is annotated as F-box/kelch-repeat protein At1g23390. Gene Ontology annotation, biological process: proteasome-mediated ubiquitin-dependent protein catabolic process. NCBI's taxonomy places the organism in Eukaryota, Viridiplantae, Streptophyta, Magnoliopsida, Solanales, Solanaceae. The coding region runs from base 163 to 1278 and encodes 371 amino acids. Gene Ontology annotation, cellular component: cytosol; nucleus. The record is from RefSeq and is a predicted model, not a curated record. The transcript has a single exon. Gene Ontology annotation, molecular function: protein binding.